UAUGUCACCACCCAUUUAUUUUAAAAGCUUAAUAUCAGUUUUCUUUAAAAAUCCCUAGAAAGCAGUAGUAUGUCAAUGGCGAAGGCUGCAGGCAGUUCCAGAUGGUCUCUUUCUGGAUUUACCGCUCUCGUUACCGGUGGAACACGAGGAAUCGGGCAUGCGGUUGUUGAGGAAUUAGCGGAACUGGGUGCCACAGUCUACACCUGUUCACGAAAUGAGGCAGAGCUCAACGAACGCUUACAAGAGUGGGCGGUUAAAGGCCUUCAAGUCAAGGGUUCUGUUUGCGAUGCAUCUUCUAGGGAACAGAGAAUUCAACUCAUGGAAAAUGUCUCCGCAGCUUUCGACGGAAAGCUCAACAUUCUUGUCAGUUCUCUCUCUAUACAAAAUAGGAAAGCUCAACAUUCUUAUAAACAAUGUGGGGACUAACAUUAGGAAGCCCACCACCGAUUACACUGCUGAGGAAUAUGCCCAUCUGUUUUCUACCAACUUGGAAUCUGCAUUCCAUCUGUGCCAACUUGUUCACCCUCUUUUGAAAGCAUCUGGAAAUGGAUCGGUUGUCUUUAUCUCUUCUGUUGCUGGUCUGGUGCACCUGUCCAGUGGUUCUAUUUAUGGAGCAACGAAAGGGGCAAUAAAUCAGCUCACGCGAAAUUUGGCUUGUGAAUGGGCAAAAGAUAACAUUCGGGUUAAUGGUGUUGCCCCAUGGUAUAUAAAGACGUCUUUGGUAGAACAUUUGCUCGAAAAUAAAACAUUUUUGGAUGGAGUAAUAUCUAGAACUCCCCUUAGACGCCCUGGAGAAUCUCAAGAAGUUUCAUCCCUGGUAGCUUAUCUAUGUUUACCUGGGGCAUCUUACAUUACCGGGCAAGUUAUAGCGGUUGAUGGUGGAUUCACAGUCAAUGGAUUUGAAAGGCCAAGUUUCUGAUCUUUAUGGUCCAUGUAUCUUUUAUAUGUGCAGACACCCAUCUUUGUUUCUUAGUGAUCACGUUGAGACCGACAUGAAUAAAGCUCUAUUUAGUAUCUUCCUUAGUCCCUGUUUAUCAGAUCAUGAGAAGAGCAUUUUUUGUAGUUGAUUAUGUUGGGCAUCAUACUAAGUUGUUUUUUCAUCUUUGCACGUUCCAUGGCCCUAAUUUUGUUGAAGUGCAAUUUCUUAUUUUAUUUGAACUGUUGGGAGGGAAACAUUUGAUUAUUUACACAUGUUUGUAAAGAAUUUUGCAAAUAGCGAAAGACCUCCCAACUCA
This is a messenger RNA of Solanum pennellii, 1235 nucleotides long. Its product is annotated as tropinone reductase homolog At5g06060-like. The transcript has 5 exons. The record is from RefSeq and is a predicted model, not a curated record. Lineage: Eukaryota; Viridiplantae; Streptophyta; Magnoliopsida; Solanales; Solanaceae. Gene Ontology annotation, molecular function: oxidoreductase activity. The coding region runs from base 215 to 919 and encodes 234 amino acids.